Messenger RNA from Neocloeon triangulifer, 1725 nucleotides. RefSeq lists its product as uncharacterized. The transcript is spliced from 6 exons. Bases 122 to 1378 code for a protein of 418 amino acids. Gene Ontology annotation, cellular component: extracellular region. Gene Ontology annotation, molecular function: chitin binding. Lineage: Eukaryota; Metazoa; Arthropoda; Insecta; Ephemeroptera; Baetidae. The record is from RefSeq and is a predicted model, not a curated record.
CUCGGCUGCGUCAGUGUGCGUUAGACUGGUGAUUUGGAAAGUCGGUGCCGACGGCGGAUACAAACGAGUGCAUUUAUGCGCUGCUUUUCGCAUUAGCCCUGGUCGUGUGUGAAUUACCGCAAUGGCGCGUGCCCAUUUCAGUUUCGCCUGUGUGAUGCUUGCAGUUUGCAUAGCGGUGACCUCCAAUAUUAGGCCGGUGGUGUCCACAUGCGUGUUUGAUCAGGAUUUUGGUUUCAAGCUCAACUGCGCCUUCAAACAGUCCGGUAUCUUCCGAGUUCGAAACCUCGGAGGUGUCAAGGGCUUCAUUGGGUUGGGUGUGAGCGUAGGAGACGAGUUGGGUUUCCCGCAAUCGCUGUCGAACGUCGAGGGCAGCAAGAGAAGGUCCGUCUCCGGAUCGUAUUGGGAAGCUGCAGCUGCUUCAGCACAAAAGAGAGCCGACGAAGCGAACGACGCUCCGGCCUUUAAGAAAAUCCCGCAAAGAAUGCCGAUGCUGAAAUCCGCGGCCCCGGCCUCCUCUGCGGCACCCAUGUAUCAGCAGAGCAUUUCGAGAUCUGCUGUGGUCGGAAAACCAAACGACGGCAGAGAGAUGACCGCGUUCAGGAAUGCAAUUAGGAAGACAGUUAACACAGUGCGCCCGGUCCCGCAGGUGGUUGUUGAGCGUGCCAGUGUCCCAACCAUCACUGUAGACACGAGGACGGCCGAGUCGGAUGAGCAAAAGCUGGCCCUGAUUGAUGCAGAGCUGGAGCAAAAUAUUGAGGCGCUGGCGCAGGCGGCCAACGUCAGCGUGGACACCAUCAAAGCGGCCCUCGGGGACAAAAACAACCGCGAGCAGCUGCAGCAGGCCGUGGCCGCCGUGGCUCUCCUGAAUGGCGAGCCGGCCGUCACCACGUCGACCACCACCAACAGGCCCCUUCCGGUGUACAAACCAGAACCUGUGUACAACACUAUCAAUGUGGACCAGAAGGUGGGCACCAAGUAUGUGAUGAACGCGCCCAAGGAGUACUAUCCGGCCAAUUACGACAAAAACUACGACGACGGCUUCAAGACCAAGGUGGAGAUGCCGCCAACGUCCUUCCAGUGUGGAAAUCAGAAGCACUUCCCUGGACUCUACGCAGAUGUUGACCUUGGAUGCAUGGUUUAUCAUGUGUGCGCCCUUACGGACGAUGGCCUAGUGCAAAAGAGUUUCCUUUGUCCUGAGAACACCCUUUUCGAUCAAAGCGUGCUGAAGUGCAACUGGUCUGUUUACGUCGAUUGCGCCCAGUCGGAAAAACUGUACGACUCGAACAUUCCCGUUUCCAAGAGCUACCAGCUCAUGAAAGCAUUGGCAUUCUUCUCCGCCUACAAGAACGCCAAUCCCGGAGCCACGACGACAGCAUAAAAUAUCGUUUUUUGUGUGUGAAAACGUUUCCAAUGGACGCAGUUUGACUAUAUUAUUUUGCUUUUUGAGAAGAGACAAUUGAGAGCAUUAUUUUUGUUCAAAACUCACGAAACUUUCACUCAUCGCAACCUGUAUUAUGUUAAAUAUUAUAAAUCAUACUGUUUGCCAUAAUUUAUUUAUUUCACCAUACACAAUACAUGUAUAAUUGCUAAUUGCGCGGCUAUAAAUAGAAUAUAGUUUUGGUAACUAAACUUUGUAAAGAGAUCGACAGCUAAUAAUUUUCUCAUACAAUAAUUUUGUUGAAAUAAUAAUGAAAAACUUAUUCCUUCAUUCGAUGCUUUUUUAUU